Messenger RNA from Ostrinia nubilalis (European corn borer), 3567 nucleotides. It is a transcript of the gene Pus7, whose product is annotated as pseudouridylate synthase 7 homolog. Gene Ontology annotation, cellular component: nucleus. The record is from RefSeq and is a predicted model, not a curated record. Gene Ontology annotation, biological process: pseudouridine synthesis. Bases 219 to 3551 code for a protein of 1110 amino acids. NCBI's taxonomy places the organism in Eukaryota, Metazoa, Arthropoda, Insecta, Lepidoptera, Crambidae. Gene Ontology annotation, molecular function: pseudouridine synthase activity; RNA binding. The transcript is spliced from 18 exons.
AAAAGUUUGACAUAUGUCCAAUGUCUUGUGUUGCGGCGGUUUUUGUAUUUUAUUUUCCUGUUGAAUGAAACAAAAUUGGCAAAAGUUUUCUUUAUUUUGCAGUAGUACCUAUGUGUAUAAGUUAUAAGCGAAUCAGUUGUUAGGCUAAUUUAUUGUAGCAUCGUUUUUAGGUUACAUUGUGUUAAUUUAUUUAAGGUUAGGUUAUAGAUUUAGUUGAAAUGAACACCGAAAAAUCUGGGGUGUGGAUACGUGGUGAUCGUAGAGGCCGAGGAGGUCAUAAUAAUAGAGGUUUUGCGCGAGGGGGCAAUAGAGGUCCUUGGAGGGGCGGUAAGAAUUUCAGGGGGCUUGGCUACCGAGACGAUCGUAACUUUAGCCAUGGGAACUGGACCACGAACGCAAGUCAACAGUGGAACAAGCCUCGGCGUGAGACGCCAGGCAAGCGACUGGCCGAAGACGAAAUCGGCGUGACGAAAUACAUUAGCGAUCAUGCAGGAUUCAAUGGCAUUAUCAAAAUGAGAUAUUCAGAUUUCCAAGUGUCGGAAAUAAACGAAAAAGGUGAAAUAGCCAAACUGACAGAUCUAACGCCUCCCGAGCCUCCGGAGGACGAGGCCGUGGACGAGGACGAGGACCUGCUGCUCUCCAAGUACAACCUGGAGAUACUGCCGCUGGAGACAUGGGACAGCAUCAAUAAGCUCGUCCUCACUAAAGACACGGAUGAAAGCAUUGAAGUUGAUGCAACCAACAUGUCAAAGGAACAAAGAACUAAAAUCCAUGAUGCUGUCAAAAAAGCCUUUGGAGAAAGUAUAGUUGGCAGCACCAUCAACAUUGAGGAUAAGAAACUACUCCGCUUCACAAGAUAUAGGAAAGGAGUACGCAUAGACAACAGAAUAAAGUGGGUAUGGCCAGGGGAGUAUGUUCACUUCAUAGUAUACAAGGAAAACUGUGACACCAUGGAUGCGGCCUCACGAAUUGCUGAGAAGCUGAGGUUAAACAUAAAACCUUCAAUGGUGGGCUACGCGGGCAGCAAGGACCGGCGCGCGGUGACGUCGCAGUGGUUCAGCCUGCGCAAGGUGGCGCCGCGCCGCGUGGCCGCCGCCUGCCAGGCGCUGCGGGACGUCUGCGUCGGCAACUACAGCUUCAGCGCGCACAACCUGAGGCUCGGCAUGCUCAAGGGGAACAAAUUCCGCAUAGCGCUGCGCAACGUGACCGCUACCGACGACGUCGUGGACAACGCCUGCCGACUGCUGCAGGAGAAUGGAUUCAUCAACUACUACGGGCUACAGCGCUUCGGGACUCGCGUGGACACGCCCACUUAUGAAAUCGGACGAAAACUGCUGCAAGGGAAUUUCAGAGAGGCAAUAAACUCUCUUCUGGAAGAGCGCGAAGGCAUGCUUCAGCCGGCGCUACAACGAUACCACGAGGCCGGACCCAUCGCAGCACUCCAAGCGCUUCCAAGAGGCAUGUCUGGCAGCGCGCACGUCGAGACACGCCUCAUACGUGCCCUCGCCAAGGCGCCUAACGACCUGGUGGGCGCGCUGUCCAAGGUGCUGCCAAGAGGCAUGUCUGGCAGCGAGCACGUCGAGACGCGCCUCAUACGUGCCCUCGCCAAGGCGCCCAACGACCUGGUCGGCGCGCUGUCCAAGGUAAUGACAACCUUACCGCCUGCGACACAAUGCUCACUCUUGUGUAACCACGAAGCCGGACCCAUGGCCCAUCGCUUCACUCCAAGAGUCCAAGCGCUUCCAAGAGGCAUGUCGUCCGGCAGCGCGCACGUCGAGACGCGCCUUAUACGUGCCCUCGCCAAGGCGCCCAACGACCUUAGCCUUAUUCACGAAACAAAACUUCAACAACAACAAAACCCUGAGUUGCGAUCCUAUCGAGCCGGAUCCAUCGCCGCCUUACAAGCCCUACCACGAGGCAUGUCCGGCAGCGCGCACGUCGAGACGCGCCCUGGCCAAGGCGCCCAACGACUUGGUGGGAGCGCUGUCCAAGGCAGCGUGUAUUUCGAGACACGCCUCAUACGUGCCCUCGCUAAGGCGCCUAACGACCUGGUGGGCGCGCUGUCCAAGCUGGCACGUAACACUCGCUUACUCUACCUGCACUCGUACCAGUCGCUGGUGUGGAACCGCGCCGUGUCCGAGCGCAUCGCGCGCCUCGGCCUCCGCCCCGCGGAAGGAGACCUGGUGCCUGCGGGCAGCGAGACGCAUAUAGUUACAGAAGAGAUGAACGACGGCGAGUUCGAAGAUGAAGAUAACAAUGAGAAUGAAUCUGAUGCUGACACCAAUGACGCCUCCGAAGCGCCUGCGGACAACGAUAACGACAGCUCGGACAAGAGAGACAAGGACAAAAAUAACGAUGAGAAACCAAAGGUCCCCGUCAAAGUGCUGACCAAGGAAGAGGCGGAGAGCGGGCAGUACACGAUAUUCGACGUUAUAAUGCCGCUACCAGGGUACAAUAUCGACUACCCGCCCAACAUGAAGGACUUCUAUGAAGAGGAGAUGGCGAAGGACAACUUGAAGCUGGAUCUGAGGCAUAAAGUGAAAUGCUACAGCAUGUCUGGCGCGUACCGGCACGUGGCGGUGCGUCCGUUUGAUGUAAGCUGGCGCAGCGUGCGCUACUCGCAGCCCUACGCCGACCUGUUGCGCUCCGACCGCGACCAGCUCACCGGCCGCGAGCUCACCGGCAUCAUCGAAGGUACUCAACCGCCGACUAUGGGAUCUGAGCACGGACUGACUACUCGAAAGGCUGAGAGACAUGGCUUUGGAUCCCAAACUGCUGACAUGGCGGGAUGGGCGGCCAGGGCAGCAAUAAGGGAUACAAAUACCGGAUAUAACAGUACGCAGCGUGCGCUACUCGCAGCCCUACGCCGCUUGCUGCGCUCCGACCGCGACCAGCUCACCGGCCGCGACCUCACCGGCAUCAUCGAAGGCCUGGCCCUACGCCGCCUGCUGCGCUCCGACCGCGACCAGCUCACCGGCCGCGAGCUCACCGGCAUCAUCGAAGGUAAUAAUCAUCAUCAUCAUCAUACCAUAUUGUUAAUGAAAUUGAGCAUACAUUUUUUUAAAUACCUUCACGAAGUAAAACUUCUGUACGUAGUACUUAUUAUUAUUCUGUGGCCCUACGACGACCUGCUGCGCUCCGACCGCGACGAGCUUACCGGCCGCGAGCUCACCGGCAUCAUCGAAGAUGGCAAAUACAAAGCGUUGCUUCUAGAAAUGUCUCUGCCGGCGAGCUGUUACGCCACCAUGGCUUUGCGGGAACUCCUCAAAGUGGACACGUCGUGUGAUUACCAGGCGAUGCAGAACAACUAUCACAGACGCAAGAAGUCGAAGGACAAGACUGGGGAAGCGGGAGAUGAAAAUUCAGAGAAUAACUCCGAUGCCAAUGAUAGCCUCAAUAUGAGCGGGGAGAACUCAGAAGUGAGCAGACAAGAAAAUGCAGAAGUUACUGGAGACGUAAUGCCAGAAGCGAGCGGGGAUGAAUCAUUAAAAAGAAAAAUGGAUGACUAUGUAGAUGUAGCGUUGAAGAAAGUUAAAACAGAGAUUGAAUAAUAAAGUGUUUUACGUA